AUGCUAUACCGCCAAUCGGUAGAUACCUCGAAUCCGUUUACAAAGCUUGCUCCAAGCCUUCGAGUCUACAUUCGGGAGGACCCAUUGAGAGCGACUUAUCCGUUACAUCUCCAAUUCCUCUCUUUCCAAGCUAUCAAUAUCGCCAAAGUGAUCGAAGAGGAUGGAAUCGCCCGGAGUGUUCCGCGUUUUACACAAGGCGACAAAAUACCAUAUGUUCUAAAGGUCGUCAAACGCUUGACAGGGGUCGUUCAGCCAGCUAGUAUUGCGAUGUUAAAUAACCCUUACGCAACCCCUCAAAAUGAAGUCGAACAACUGGUUGUGAGCGGUAUUCAGUACUAUAGUGGUGGCUCCUUACAGCAUGUUCUUGAUAAACAGCGUGUUAAGGAGUUCGGCUGGGAGAGAUGGGCUAUUCAAAUUGGGAAUACUUUAGGCGUUAUUCACCGCGCAGGGACAACGCACAUGGACAUAAAGCCUUCAAACGUUGUUCUCGACUAUGAUGGUAAUGUAGUCCCCAUUGAUAUCAGCGGCAUCGAUGGAGUAACACACGAAUGGCGUGCUCCAGAGACACAAGAUGAAAUAUUACCUAUUGAGCUUCCGUUCCAAGCACGUCGAUUGAAUGAUAUGUGGGCCUACGGAAAGCUAUUGGCAGAGAUUGCGUCAAACGCCGGUGACAGCCCCUUCGCGGGAACUCUCAAGUGGGUUUCUGGGCACUUUACUGAAUAUAUUCGCAAUAGGUGGACUCUAUCUGAGGGCAUCUUUCAGAUGGAAAAGUUGUCAGUUGAUUAG
Molecule: messenger RNA, 786 nt
Organism: Penicillium griseofulvum
Lineage: Eukaryota; Fungi; Ascomycota; Eurotiomycetes; Eurotiales; Aspergillaceae
Exons: 2
Coding region: 1-786 (261 amino acids)
Biological process (GO): protein phosphorylation
Molecular function (GO): ATP binding; protein kinase activity
Source: RefSeq, a predicted model, not a curated record